AUGGUACAAUCAAAGUCAAACACUAGUCUUGCAAAUAGAAGACAAUCAUCGUUUUUUUACAACUUGCCCCAAGCUGACCCCGAUGUUUACUAUGUCGGUGUUGAUGUUGGUACUGGUUCUGCUAGAGCUUGUUUAAUUGAUACCAAUGGUAUCAUUUUGGGAUUGGCAGAAAAGCCAAUUAGUAGACAAGAGUUGAAACCAAACUAUAUAACUCAAAACUCAACUGAGAUUUGGAAUGCCAUUUGCUAUUGUGUUAAGCGUUGUUUAGGUGAAUCUGGCGUUGAUCCCCAUCAUGUUUUUGGUAUUGGGUUUGAUGCUACUUGUUCAUUGGUUGCUGUUUCGGAAUCCAAUGACACGCCCGAAUCUGUUGGUCCUAAUUUCGACGAUAACGAGGAAAAUAUUAUCUUGUGGAUGGAUCACCGAGCCGAAGAUGAAACCAAUGCCAUCAAUGCCACUGGUGACAAGUGUUUAAAAUAUGUUGGUGGGCAAAUGUCAAUUGAAAUGGAGUUGCCCAAAAUGAAGUGGUUAAAACAUCAUAAACCUGGCGGAAUCAAUGAUUGCAAGUUUUAUGAUUUGGCUGAUUAUUUGGUUCACAAGGCCACUGGCACUGAAACUAGAAGUUUUUGUUCUGUUGUAUGUAAACAAGGUUUUGUUCCCAUUGGUGUUGAUGGUUCAGAAACUGGUUGGUCAAAGGAUUUCUUGUUGUCUGUGGAUAUGCCAGAAUUGAUUGAAGAUAAUUUUAGAAGAUUGGGUGGUAUUCCUGGUGUCAAUGGGAAAUACCUUACUGCUGGUAACAUUGUUGGUAAAUUGACCAAUGAGUCGGCUGCAGAAUUGGGCUUGUGUAGUGAAUGUAUUGUUGGUUCACCAGUUAUCGAUGCUUAUGCUGGUUGGGUUGGUACUGUUGCUGCUAAAGCUGAAGUUCCUGCAUUGCUUGAAGAGAAGUAUGAUGGAACCAUUGGUGAUGCAUGUGGAAGAUUGGCUGCUGUUGCUGGUACUUCUACUUGUCACAUUGCCAUGACCAAGGAGCCCUGUUUUGUCAAGGGAGUUUGGGGUCCAUACAAGGAUGUUAUGGCUGAGGGUUAUUGGUUGGCUGAAGGUGGUCAAUCAAUAACUGGUCAGUUGUUGGCUCAUGUUUUAAGUGUUCAUCCAGCAAACCAAGAGUUGUUGAAGGCGGCUGAACAAUCAAAUAUAUCCAAGUUUGAUUAUUUGAAUUCAUUAUUGGAAAGAAUGGUCAAGACUAGGGGCGAGAGAUCAGUUGUUGCAUUGGCCAAACACAUUUUCUUUUAUGGUGAUUUCCAUGGUAAUAGGUCACCCAUUGCUGAUCCUAGAAUGAGAGCCAGUUUGAUUGGGCAAUCAUUGGAUAAUUCGGUUGAAGAUUUGGCAUUAAAUUAUUUUGGUGCUUGUGAGUUUAUUGCUCAACAAACGAGGCAAAUUGUGCAACAUAUGGAAGAGGCGGGACAUGAUAUUAAGUGUAUCUUUAUGAGUGGAGGACAAUGUCGUAAUGGGUUAUUGAUGAGAUUAUUGGCUGAUUGUACUGGUUUACCUAUUGUUAUUCCUAGAUAUAUUGAUGCAGCUGUGGUGUUUGGGUCAGCAUUGUUGGGUGCUGUUGCUGCUGAGGAGGCAGUAUUGGAUCAUCGUUGUAAUGGACCACAUUCCAAGAGAGCUAAGUUAUUGGCGGAGAAGGGAGAUACCCAACAAGGCCCCAUUGAAGUUCCUGAAUCGCCAUUCACUGCUCCGUCAGCUACAUCAACUAGCAACAUUGCUGCUCUUGCUUACACACAUUCGAGUUCAAACAAUGUUGAUUAUUUCAACCAGCCAACACAGCAGCAACAGAGCCAACAGCAACAACACCAUCGUCACAAGGCUGAUGAUCAAGAAGAUUCAGAUGAUGAAAACACCUUGUCGUUUGGAUCGAAGCAAGAAACGCAAAAGGGUAUUUCACAAAAAUUGGCCAGUUUGGGAUUAAACAAGCCAUUGUCAUCAAGCAAGAAAGAAGAGGGAGGAAAAGGAGAUGAUGUUGAUUGUGCUGCUCUUGCUUCAAAUGAUGCUGGUGCUUUAUUGUGGAAGAUUAUGAAGAAGAUGACUGGACCAGGGAGAGUUAUCCAGCCACGUGCUGAUGAUAACCCCGAUAGGAAAUUGUUGAAUGUGAAGUACAAGAUCUUUUUGGAACAAUGUUAUGGACAACGUAAAUUUAGAGAUGAUGUUGAUGCUAUAGAGAAGGAAAAUUUGAAAAGUGUUGAACAAGGUGCCAAGUAG
Messenger RNA from Lodderomyces parapsilosis, 2256 nucleotides. Its product is annotated as putative phosphotransferase. Gene Ontology annotation, molecular function: kinase activity; phosphotransferase activity, alcohol group as acceptor. The coding region runs from base 1 to 2256 and encodes 751 amino acids. The transcript has a single exon. The record is from RefSeq and is a predicted model, not a curated record. Lineage: Eukaryota; Fungi; Ascomycota; Pichiomycetes; Serinales; Debaryomycetaceae. Gene Ontology annotation, biological process: carbohydrate metabolic process.